Messenger RNA from Pelobates fuscus (common spadefoot toad), 8446 nucleotides. It is a transcript of the gene CACNA1E, whose product is annotated as calcium voltage-gated channel subunit alpha1 E. Gene Ontology annotation, cellular component: voltage-gated calcium channel complex; membrane; neuronal cell body. Lineage: Eukaryota; Metazoa; Chordata; Amphibia; Anura; Pelobatidae. The transcript has 49 exons. Gene Ontology annotation, biological process: chemical synaptic transmission; calcium ion import across plasma membrane. The coding region runs from base 134 to 7384 and encodes 2416 amino acids. Gene Ontology annotation, molecular function: high voltage-gated calcium channel activity; calcium ion binding. The record is from RefSeq and is a predicted model, not a curated record.
CUCUCUCUCUCCUCCUUCUGUUGCCAUUUCUCCUCCUGUUUUUAUAACAGAAAUUAUUUGCGUUUGGAAUAGCACACACCCUCAGCAAGCUAACUGAAGAAAUCAUGCUUUAAAUAAAGAGAAAUGUGUUCAGAUGGUAUUAAAGAUGCUGGAAUUAAGCUCUUGUUCAACCAGUGCUCACACUCUUACCGAGCCCGACCAGUCCAGCACACUCGAGAUACCGGCACUGGAUACUGACACGCAAAGGUAUGUCUUGGCCCUUCCGGAAGCAGAAACUUGGCGAAAGCACCGGUUGAGCUUGACUCAAGCUACUCAAUCCUGCUCACUUCUGGAGCCUGAGACCCUUUCAGAAACUUUAGUUUCGCGCACCGCAAGCUACGAUGCCUUGUAUGAUCUCCGAGCUCGGGAUGUCGAAACUGCCUUCCCCUUCGAAGGCAGCAGCAUGUUUGAGGUGGCCACUGGAGUGGACUCAGAUUUUCCCUUGAGCCCCCAUAUAAUAAAACGAAGGAGAGGAGGACUCAUAGAGCAGAAGGAUAUCAUCAAAGCACAUGAGGCACAUAAGAUGCAAAGUACACCCCAGGCGAGGCGGAAAGAGUGGGAGAUGGCUCGGUUCGGAGAGGUAGUGGCUGGCAGACUGAGUUCUGGAGAUGGGGUAUCAGAAAGGAGCAAGACCCUUCAAGGCUCUCCAGCUGCUCCGGUGGGGACCCAAGCAGCCUUCAAACAAUCCAAAGCUCAAAGGGCAAGGACUAUGGCUUUAUACAACCCUAUCCCGGUCAGACAGAACUGUUUCACGGUGAACAGGUCUCUCUUCAUCUUUGGAGAAGAUAACAUUGUCAGGAAAUAUGCGAAGAAGCUUAUCGACUGGCCUCCCUUUGAAUACAUGAUUCUGGCCACAAUUAUUGCAAAUUGUAUCGUUCUGGCCCUGGAGCAACAUCUACCAGGAGAUGACAAGACUCCCAUGUCUCGUAGAUUGGAAAAGACUGAACCCUACUUUAUUGGGAUAUUUUGCUUUGAAGCUGGGAUUAAGAUCGUCGCAUUGGGAUUAGUCUUUCAUAAAGGUUCUUACCUUCGGAAUGGUUGGAACGUCAUGGACUUUAUUGUAGUACUCAGUGGAAUCUUAGCCACAGCUGGGACACACUUUAAUACUCACGUGGACCUGCGUACAUUGCGUGCGGUCCGGGUUCUCAGGCCACUGAAGCUAGUCUCUGGAAUUCCUAGUUUACAGAUUGUGCUGAAAUCUAUAAUGAAGGCGAUGGUACCCCUGCUUCAGAUUGGAUUGCUGCUCUUUUUUGCCAUUCUUAUGUUUGCAAUUAUCGGCCUUGAGUUUUACAGUGGAAAGUUGCACAAGGCCUGCUACAGGAACCACUCCGCUUGGGAAUUAGAACCCAUGGACCCACCACACCCAUGUGGUGUGCCACGUUGCCCAUCUGGGUAUGCGUGCAAGGAAUGGAUCGGACCCAAUGAUGGAAUUACUCAGUUUGAUAACAUCCUAUUUGCUGUCCUGACUGUCUUCCAGUGCAUUACCAUGGAGGGUUGGACCACAGUGCUGUACAAUACCAAUGAUGCCUUAGGAGCCACAUGGAACUGGCUUUAUUUCAUUCCACUCAUUAUCAUCGGAUCUUUCUUUGUCCUGAACCUCGUUCUGGGAGUGCUGUCCGGUGAAUUUGCCAAAGAGAGGGAACGUGUUGAGAACCGUCGAGCCUUCAUGAAGUUGCGCAGGCAGCAGCAGAUUGAGAGGGAACUUAAUGGUUAUAGGGCAUGGAUAGAUAAAGCUGAGGAGGUGAUACUGGCUGAAGCAAAUAAAAAUUCCGGUACCUCUGCCUUGGAAGUUCUUAGGAGAGCAACUAUUAAGCGAAGUAGAACAGAAGCCAUGAAUCGAGACUCAAGUGAUGACCAUUGUGUUGACAUAUCUUCUGUCGGCACACCACUUGCCAGAGCCAGCAUCAAAAGUGCCAAAAUGGACGGUGCUUCUUACUUCCGUCACAAAGAAAGACUCCUGCGCAUAUCCGUUCGGCAUAUGAUCAAAUCACAGGUUUUCUACUGGAUGGUGCUGAUGGUGGUGGCACUCAACACAGCCUGCGUUGCUGUAGUUCAUCAUAACCAGGCUAUCUGGCUGUCGAACAUCCUGUACUAUGCAGAAUUUCUGUUUCUUGGGUUAUUUUUAGUGGAGAUGUCUUUUAAAAUGUAUGGAAUGGGACCCCGUCUUUACUUUCACUCCUCCUUCAACUGCUUUGAUUGUGGGGUAACAAUCGGAAGUAUAUUUGAGGUGAUUUGGGCCAUAUUUAGACCAGGGACUUCCUUUGGGAUCAGUGUCCUCCGAGCCCUCCGUCUUCUUAGAAUCUUCAAGAUAACAAAGUACUGGGCCUCGUUAAGAAAUUUGGUGGUCUCACUGAUGAAUUCCAUGAAGUCAAUCAUAAGCCUGCUCUUUCUACUGUUUCUCUUCAUUGUGGUCUUUGCCCUCCUAGGAAUGCAACUCUAUGGUGGCAGGUUUAACUUUAAUGAUGGCACCCCUUCUGCAAAUUUUGAUACGUUCCCAGCCGCUGUCAUGACAGUGUUUCAGAUCCUUACAGGAGAGGACUGGAACGAAGUUAUGUACAAUGGAAUUCGUUCCCAGGGCGGCGUCCGGUCCGGGAUGUGGUCUUCCAUUUAUUUCAUCGUUCUUACACUCUUUGGGAACUACACACUCCUAAAUGUAUUUCUUGCCAUUGCUGUGGAUAAUCUGGCCAAUGCCCAAGAGUUGACCAAGGAUGAGCAGGAGGAAGAAGAGGCAUUCAAUCAGAAGCAUGCGCUUCAAAAAGCUAAGGAGGUCAGCCCUAUGUCUGCACCCAAUGCAUCAGCAUUAGACGUUCCUAAAAAGUGGCGCUCUAGCCUGCCUUAUGGGAAAUCCGGUCCUGCUUUAAGUCCUGGUUUUUUUGGGAAGGAACGAAGAAAAAGGCACACUAUGUCAAUAUGGGAGCAACGCACGAGCCAACUAAGGAGACACAUGCAAAUGUCCAGCCAAGAGGCUAUUCAAAGUGAAGAACUGACAGCUCUAAAUCCCCAUUCCAGCAUCUACCGCAAGAAUAAGGAGACUGAUGAGACCACAACUGAGAAGGGUGAAGCCAACCCAGACGAAAAACUGGGAAUAAGUCCUGUGGAUGGUCAAAAAGAAGGAGAAGAAAGUCCCUCUCACAAAAAUCUCAGGGAAAACUGGCGUCAGAAAUCUAAACAUGGUAAUGCUGAAAAUAGUGAGCCAAAUGGAACAACGCCAGAAGAUGGCAUGCGCCGAAGACAUAGUCAGCGCAGAAGUCGCCAUCGAAAAGCCAGGAUGGAAGGUCGAGAGGUGUCUAGCGUUCCAAAUAGUACCACAGUCAGUCGUGAAGGGGGGCUUGACAAAGUCACAUUUGAGGAUGGAAAAACAUCUGGAGAGGAAAAGAGCAAUGGAUCAGCCAAGGAGAUGCAGGUGACAGAGAAAGAACAAUUUAAGAGAUGUACCUCCUCAAGAUAUUGUGAGGAAAGAAAUGACAGGACCGCAGGAUGUGAGAGCACGACACCCAAUGCUGCCCCUGUGCAGGAGCUCAACCAAGGGAAGAAUGGGAGCCCACCUGACCUGGACUGCAGUCAGCAGGCAUUGCUGGGCAGUUCACAGAGCCAGGCAGAAAGUCCUAAUCCCACCAGCUGCAGUUUACCAGAUGUGUCGAGCAGCACUGAGCGUGUCACGGAGAGCACAGUCAUCACCUUACCUGAUGCCGGAGUGGCAGCCGACUGCACCGUGGUACAGAUGAUGGAAGGGAGGGAUGGAGAAGUCAGUCUUGUUUCUCAGGAAAAUGAAAAGGAAGAGGAGGAGGCAGUGGAUGGUGAAGAUAGAACAGUUAACCGAAAAUUGAAGGUGUUGGAAUCCCCCAAGGCCAUUGUGCCGUACAGUUCAAUGCUUAUCUUCAGCUCAAGUAACCCGGUGAGAAAGGUAUGCCAUUACAUUGUAAACCUGCGCUACUUUGAGAUGAGCAUCCUUCUAGUAAUUGCAGCGAGCAGUAUAGCGUUAGCUGCAGAAGACCCGGUACUGACCAACUCAGACCAUAACAAAGUUCUUCGAUACUUUGAUUAUGUUUUUACUGGCGUCUUCACCUUUGAGAUGGUGAUCAAGAUGAUAGACCAGGGCUUGAUCUUACACGAAGGCUCAUAUUUCCGUGACCUCUGGAAUAUCUUGGACUUUGUGGUUGUCGUAGGAGCUCUGAUUGCAUUUGCUUUGGCGACUAACAAAGGACGGGACAUCAAAACUAUAAAGUCUCUACGAGUGUUGAGAGUUCUGCGUCCACUGAAAACCAUUAAACGUCUUCCAAAGCUGAAGGCAGUCUUUGAUUGUGUGGUUAACUCUUUGAAGAAUGUCUUUAAUAUCCUCAUCGUGUACAAACUCUUCAUGUUUAUAUUCGCCGUCAUCGCAGUUCAACUCUUCAAGGGCAAGUUCUUCUACUGCACAGACAGCUCAAAGGCUACCGAAAAAGAAUGCAUAGGGAGCUUCAUAGAUCAUGAGAAGAACAAGAUGGAAGUGAAACGGAGAGAAUGGAAAAGGCAUGAAUUCCAUUACGACAAUAUCAUUUGGGCUUUACUUACACUUUUCACAGUGUCAACUGGAGAAGGAUGGCCUCAGGUCUUGCAGCACUCUGUUGAUGUGACUGAAGAAGACCGGGGACCAAGUCGCAGUAAUCGCAUGGAGAUGUCCAUUUUCUAUGUUGUCUACUUUGUAGUGUUCCCUUUCUUUUUCGUAAACAUCUUUGUGGCUUUGAUUAUCAUCACCUUCCAGGAGCAAGGAGAUAAGAUGAUGGAGGAAUGUAGACUGGAGAAAAAUGAGAGGGCCUGCAUAGACUUUGCUAUCAGUGCAAAGCCACUUACACGGUACAUGCCACAGAACCGCCACACAUUCCAGUAUCGUGUGUGGCACUUUGUUGUUUCUCCAUCUUUUGAAUACACCAUCAUGGCUAUGAUUGCCCUAAACACAGUUGUACUAAUGAUGAAGUAUUACUCUGCUCCAUACACGUACGAGCUGGCUCUAAAAUAUUUGAAUAUCGCAUUCACUAUGCUUUUUUCCCUGGAGUGCAUCCUUAAAAUCAUCGCUUUUGGAUUUUUGAACUAUUUCCGGGACACGUGGAAUAUCUUCGACUUCAUUACAGUAAUUGGUAGCAUCACAGAGAUUAUUCUUACAGACAGCAAGUUGGUGAAUACAAGCAGCUUUAACAUGAGCUUUCUGAAGCUGUUCCGAGCCGCACGACUCAUUAAACUUCUCAGGCAAGGUUACACCAUCCGCAUCUUGCUGUGGACCUUUGUCCAGUCAUUUAAGGCUCUUCCUUAUGUCUGCCUUCUCAUCGCAAUGCUAUUCUUCAUCUAUGCCAUCAUUGGGAUGCAGGUGUUUGGAAACAUCAAACUGGAAGAGGACAGCCAUAUUAACAGACAUAACAAUUUCAGAAGUUUCUUCAGUUCCCUCAUGCUUCUAUUCAGGAGUGCUACCGGUGAGGCAUGGCAGGAAAUUAUGCUGUCAUGUCUCGGUGAUAAAGGUUGUGAACCAGAUACCAGUGCACCCUCUGGACAAAAUGAUAAUGAACGAUGUGGGACUGACCUGGCUUAUGUCUAUUUUGUCUCAUUCAUCUUCUUCUGUUCCUUCUUGAUGCUGAACCUCUUUGUUGCAGUCAUUAUGGAUAACUUUGAGUAUUUAACAAGAGACUCCUCAAUUCUGGGACCUCACCACCUUGAUGAAUUUGUCCGGAUCUGGGCCGAGUAUGACAAAGCAGCAUGUGGCCGUAUCCAUUAUACAGAGAUGUAUGAAAUGCUGACCCUCAUGUCACCACCUUUAGGUCUCGGAAAGAGAUGUCCCAACAAAGUUGCUUAUAAGAGACUCGUCCUGAUGAACAUGCCUGUUACAGAGGAAAUGACAGUACAUUUCACAUCCACUCUAAUGGCUCUGAUCCGUACUGCACUGGACAUCAAAAUAGCAAAAGGAGGUGCAGAUCGACAGCAACUGGAUGCUGAGCUGCAGAGUGAGAUACUGGCUAUUUGGCCCAACCUCUCCCAGAAGAUGUUGGACUUACUUGUACCAAUGCCAAAAGCCUCCGAUCUGACUGUUGGAAAGAUUUAUGCUGCUAUGAUGAUCAUGGACUAUUAUAAGCAGAGCAAAGCCAAGAAGCAGAGAAAACAGCUGGAAGAACAGAAAAAUGCACCAAUGUUUCAGAGAAUGGAAGCUUCGUCCUUGCCAGAGGAGAUCUUAUCCAAUGCCAAAGCUCUGCCAUACCUGCAGCAGGAUACCUUGUCAGCCUUGGGUGGUUUCCCUUCGCUGAGUCCCCUGUCCCCAGAGGAGAUAUUCCAACCACCGUGCAUUGACAGGGACGAUGAGGAGUUUGAAGAGCAGCUGUCUCUGGAGCCUGAGGUUAGAGAGUUUAGUAGGGAGCAGCUACCUGACCGAGGCAGCUACAUCCCUGGGGAGAUGCUGGAACGUCCAGCGUCUGUGAGAGCCUCCUCCAUGCCACGUCUGGCUGUGCACCCACAGGUCCUGUCGGAUGUCAGCUCCAUGCGCCGUUCCUUCUCUACAACUGCAGACAAGCGUGUCCGCAGCUCCUGGCUUGAGGACUUUACACUGGACAGAAGUGGCCUGGAUAGUGGUUACAAACAGCAGCGACGCAGCUACCAUGCCUCUUUGCGGAUGUCUUCAAACCGUUUGAACGCAGACACAGGUCACCAUCGUUCAGACACCCACCGCUCUGGAGGAAGGGAACGAGGUCGAUCCAAAGAGAGGAAGCACCUUUUAUCCCCUGACCCAUCACGUUGUAAUUCUGAAGAGAGGAACCCGCAGGCUGUUUGUGAUCACCAGGAUCACCAGCUGUCCCCUGGGCAUACUCACAGUAAUGUACAGAUUCUUGAUUCCCUUGCGGAAACCUGUACCCCCUCUGACACAAGUACACCAAGGCGUGGCAGACGACAGCUUCCCUCUGUGCCUGCAACCCCGAGACCCCUCAUCUCCUUCUCAUCGUUAAUCCGUCGACCGAAACGCAGCUCUCCACCUCUGAAUGGCGAUGACAGCACAGAGCCAAUACCAAGAGAGCCAGGUCUGAGUGAGUCAUCCUGCUCCCUCCAGGGGCGUCAGAGCUCCCAGUCCACCCCACAGCACUACAUCUCAGAGCCCUAUCUGGCACUGCAUGAAGAGAUGCAAAGUUCAGACUGUCCCACUGAGGACACACUCACGUUUGAGGUUGCUGUGGCUACCAGUCUGGGUCGAUCCAACACCAUUGGAUCUGCUCCACCACUACGUCAUGGAUGGCAGAUGCCAAAUGGCCACUAUCGUCGCCGAAGGAAGGGAGGAGUGCCACCAGUGAUAGCCGCUUGUGAGCUGAGUGACACAGAAGAGGAUGACCGAUGUUAAGUGGCAGUGGGGCUUGCAUGCUGUGUAACAGCAGAUAAUUUUUUCAAACAGCCCCUCCAUCCUAUCACUGAGCUUCUUCCAGAGAAGCCCCACAGCACUCACUGCCAGCCCCGUAACCAAAACCGCAAGACAUGAGGGAAGGCCAGGCAAAGCCUUGAGAGUGGCUAUAGCCUAUAUUUUAAAAUCUUGUGCCAAAAAACAGAAACUGCCCAGAAAGGAGUUCAGUGAAAAUGUUUACCAGAAAAUGUGGGUUUUUAAAUCCCAAUAGAUAACUAUGGAGAGUGGGGCAAUCUGUGAUAUGUUAAUAGGUUUGGAAGAGGCUGUGGGGACAAUUGCCCUCAUGCAUGGGUAGACACUGACUGACUGGCCUGUAAUUGCCUGCCAACAAUAAGACUCAUUCUUUGAGAUAUUGAUAGGACAGCAUAAUCAAUCAAAUUGAUCAUUCCAUACAAGAGCAGGUAUUUUGAAUGACACUUGGUUUGGUAAUGAAAAGUACAUUGGUUUAAUAGCUUGAUAAUUGGAUACCUGGGUGGACAGCUGUCAAAAAUGUUGGUUUUUUUAAUGGACAUGUCAGUUGAUGAAGAGAUUUUGUGUGCAGUCAUGUGAUAUUUAUAUAACAAUGAAAUGCAACAUUGUAGACCGAUUGAUUAAAAGGAAUCUGUAGCUCCUUGUUAAGUGCUAUCCCUGAGCCCUUGAGACCUUGACUACAUGCAAGGUAAUAAGGAACUAUUUUUGUUACAUAUACCCCAUAAAAUAUCAAAAUCUUCUACCUAUGAAAUCCUGUUUGUGGUUCUUUAUGAUUUGCUGACUCUGGGGUGGCUGAAGUGGAUAUACAUGCUUGGUUAUUUAAGUGAAACCACAUUACAAUACCGGCCAGGUGUAUAGGGGCCAAACACUUUGCAACGCGUAGCCAAGGACUCAAGGCAUGCAUAUUUUUUUUGUUUUUUGUUUCCAUUAUUCCUAAACAAGCAUGUUUCAUGUAACCCAAAUCACACAAAGAUGACAUAGUUAAAGCAUGAACAUUAGCACUUUGACUGACAUCUGGUUGCACUAACCUUCAAC